This is a messenger RNA of Rana temporaria (common frog), 791 nucleotides long. RefSeq names its product PDZ domain-containing protein 11-like. The record is from RefSeq and is a predicted model, not a curated record. Gene Ontology annotation, cellular component: basolateral plasma membrane; cell-cell junction; synapse. Gene Ontology annotation, biological process: maintenance of epithelial cell apical/basal polarity; protein localization to basolateral plasma membrane; neurotransmitter secretion. NCBI's taxonomy places the organism in Eukaryota, Metazoa, Chordata, Amphibia, Anura, Ranidae. Gene Ontology annotation, molecular function: protein binding.
GGAAGUUUUUGUGAUGGUGUCACCGGGGGUCCUGUGAGUGCUGGCUGCCGUUGGUCUGUGUAGGGAUGGAGGGGCAACCUACCUACGAGGAUUACACGUACCCUGUGGUCUUCCUGCCCCCCUAUGAACCCCCGGCCUGGAUCCCCCUUCAGGAGAGAGUGUACAGCUCGGAUUACAACAACGAGCUGACGCGUUUCCUCCCCCGCUCCAUCCUGCUGAAGAAACCUCCUGGAGCUCAGUUGGGAUUCAAUAUCCGAGGAGGGAAGGCGUCUCAGCUCGGGAUCUUCAUCUCUAAGGUUAUCCCCGACUCUGACGCUCACCGCGCCGGCCUACAGGAAGGAGAUCAGGUGCUCACCGUCAACAACGUGGAUUUCCAGGAUAUCGAGCACAGCAAGGCUGUGGAGAUCUUGAAAACUGCCAGAGAAAUCUACAUGCAAGUUCGCUACUUCCCAUACAACUAUCAGCGGCAGAAGGAGAGAACCGUCCACUAGCCCCUGAUCUGUCGGUGGAAAGCAGCCGGCGGUGGCGCCGUGGAUGUGAUGGAUCACUCUAACCACCUACCUGUGACCCCUUCAUAUUCGGGGUACGGCGGUCUCUGGGAUCUCUUCGGCCGGUUGGAGCCGUUCAUUAUAAAUCUGUAAUACCCGACAUUCUAUGGGGACUAUCCCUUCACAAUAAGACUCCUCCCUACUAAUUAUAAUGUGGGGGAGGGGGGGUCAUCUUCAUCCCUUUCCAUACAGGAGGUACGAAUGUAUUUCUAUAACUUAUAAAUAAAGUUUUUUUGGAACAAG